Molecule: messenger RNA, 420 nt
Organism: Helobdella robusta
Lineage: Eukaryota; Metazoa; Annelida; Clitellata; Rhynchobdellida; Glossiphoniidae
Exons: 2
Coding region: 1-420 (139 amino acids)
Molecular function (GO): protein dimerization activity; DNA binding
Source: RefSeq, a predicted model, not a curated record
AUGGCUGAAAAGAAAUCCGGAUUAUGGGCGUUUUUUGACGUUAAAACAAACGAUAAAUCCAAGGCAGUUUGUAAGGAAUGCAAUGCAGUAUUAUCGCGGGGUAAGCCUGAUAACCCCAAAAGUUUCUCAACGUCUUCUUUGAUUACUCAUCUAAGGUCAAAGCAUCCACUUCAGUAUCAUAAUAUGAACAGUUUAAAGUCUUCGAUUGCAGAAGACCCAGCUACAUGGUGGAAGUUUAACACUACAAAGUAUCCAACCAUAUCAAAGGUUGCACAAGUUUACCUAGCACCUCCAACAAGUGUACCAUCCGAAAGAUUGUUUAGCACGGCUGGAGACAUCAUCACUGAGCAUCGCACAAGACUGCUCCCUGACAACGCUGAGAAGCUGAUAUUCUUAAAAUACAAUGCUUCUCUUAUUUAA